AGAUUCUCUCUUGAAUUCUUCAAGGAAACGAGAGUGAUUCAGGGCUUUCACAAUGAGGUGGAAUUCAUUCUACACCAAAGCUUCUAAGGCUUUUCAUGAUCAUCCUUCCAUCUCCAAGCUUCUCAUUGUUUUCACUGUCAGUGGAGGUGGAUUGGUGGCAGCUACUAAUGGCAGAUCUCUGUAUCAUUCUACAUAUGCUGAUGCAGUCCAACAAGAUGGUGACUACAAGAAGAAGAAAGUGGUAGUGCUUGGAACAGGAUGGGCUGGCACUAGUUUUUUGAAGAAUCUCAAGAGCUCCUCUUAUGAUGUUCAUGUUAUUUCUCCUCAUAAUUACUUUGCUUUCACCCCUUUGCUUCCUAGUGUCACCUGUGGCACAGUUGAAGCACGCAGCAUUGUCGAACCAAUUCGUGCUAUUACAAAGAAGAAAGGUCUGAAUAUUGAAUUUAGGGAAGCUGAGUGCUAUAAGAUUGAUGCAGAGAAGAAGGUGUUGUUCUGUCGAUCAAGUCAAGACACAAAUUUGGGUGGCAGAGAAGAAUUUUCUGUUGAUUAUGACUAUCUGAUUAUAGCUAUGGGAGCUAAAUCCAACACUUUCAACACACCUGGAGUUGAGGAAAAUGCUCACUUCCUGAAGGGAGUGGAAGAUGCUCAGAGGAUUCGUCAGACCGUAAUCGAUUGUUUCGAGCGAGCCAGCCUUCCAAAUAUAAGUGAAGAAGAGAAGAAGAGAACUCUUCACUUUGUAAUAGUUGGAGGUGGUCCAACUGGGGUGGAAUUUGCAGCAGAGCUUCAUGACUUUGCAGUUGAGGAUUUAGCAGGGUUGUAUCCUUCAUUGAAAGACUACGUGAAAAUAACCCUCCUAGAGGCAGGGGAUCAUAUUUUGAACAUGUUUGACAAGAGGAUUACUGCCUUUGCUGAAGAAAAAUUUCAAAGAGAUGGGAUUGAAUUAAAAACUGGUUCCAUGGUUGUAAAAGUAACCGAUAGGGAAAUCUCCACCAAAGAAAGAGCAACCGGUGAAUUCGUGUCUAUUCCUUAUGGAAUGGUCGUCUGGUCUACCGGCAUCGCCCCUCGUCCUCAAGUUGUUGAUUUCAUGAAGCAGAUUGGUCAGACUAACAGAAGAGCUUUGGCAACUGAUGAGUGGCUAAGGGUUGAAGGAUGUGAUAGUGUCUAUGCUCUUGGUGAUUGUGCCACUGUAAAUCAAAGAAGAGUCAUGGAAGAUAUUGCAGUAAUAUUCAGCAAGGCAGACAAGGACAAGUCAGGAACUUUAGCCCUGCAAGAGUUCCAUGAAGUGGUAGAUGAUAUUUGUGAGAGGUACCCUCAAGUAGAAAUCUAUCUGAAGAAGAAGCAGUUGAAGAACUUUUCAGCUUUGUUGAAGAAGACGCAGUCCGACUCACAGAAACAGUCGGCCGAACUGGAUAUCGAAAGCUUUAAGUCCUUACUUUCGGAAGUUGAUUCUCAGAUGAAAAAUCUCCCUGCUACUGCUCAAGUUGCUGCUCAACAAGGUGAAUAUCUUGCAAGCUGCUUCAACAGGAUGGAGCAGUGCGGAAAGUACCCUGAAGGCCCUCUCCGAUUUCGAGGGACAGGACGCCACAGGUUUCACCCCUUCAGGUAUAAGCAUUUUGGGCAGUUUGCUCCUCUUGGGGGAGAACAAACUGCAGCUCAACUUCCUGGAGAUUGGAUCUCAAUUGGUCAUAGCACCCAGUGGCUUUGGUACUCUGUUUAUGCCAGCAAGCUAGUAAGUUGGCGCACAAGGAUUCUGGUCAUGUCAGAUUGGGGUAGAAGAUUCAUAUUUGGCAGGGAUUCAAGCAGAAUCUGAUCUCUCCUUCAAAACAGUCAACUCUACAAAUUGAACAACAUUUGAUCUUAU
Benincasa hispida (wax gourd) is the source of this 1861-nucleotide messenger RNA. The record is from RefSeq and is a predicted model, not a curated record. Lineage: Eukaryota; Viridiplantae; Streptophyta; Magnoliopsida; Cucurbitales; Cucurbitaceae.